AUGGCCGAAGUUGUAGAGCGCAACGUUGAAGAUGGGUUGACUGAGAUUGUACAUAUUCGCCGGGCAAAGCUUUUCAAUGAAGCCGAAUUGAGAGAAAUUAUUCGUCUUAGAAGGUAUCAUGAAUAUAGUAUCCAAAAGCGCAAUAAGAGACUCUCAGAUUACGAAGCAUACAUUGCGUCGGAACUCGGUAUUUUACGACUCGUUAUUAUUAGGCGCCAGAAGACUGCAGAUUGUCGUUUUAAGGACGAGAUCGAGAGAUCUAUUAUUUCUCGGCUGACUCGGCUUCAUAGGCAAAUUUGCUAUCGAUUCCAGUCCCAUGUUGACGUGUGGAUCCGAUUUUUACUUUUCAACCGGAAGUUGGGUCGACAUAUGACUGUUGUUCGCCUUUGGGAGCAAAUCCUGCAGAUUCAUGGUCGAACUGAUCCGCGUUUGUGGGCGGCCGCAGCAUCUUUUCACUUGAAUGAGGGUGCUCGUGCCCAAGCUCGCGCGGUUUUAGCCAAGCUCAAGACUGAGAGACAUGCGCUCACGAUGGCUGCGAAGAAAGUGAAGCAACUUCGCGAAAGCUUGGAGGCUCUUCAUUUGCGCAAAUUACGUGCGUCUAUUAGUCGCUCAGUUCAUCUGGCAUGGGAUCGUACCCACUUACGAGGGAUACGCGAGGCUCGGCAUCUCCUGAUGCAGGGUCUUGCCUUCAACGAAAAUUCUGCCUUCCUCCUUCUUGAACUCCUAAAGCUGGAGGGUUCUGCUGCUGACUUCUUCAAAAGACGUGUUUCUGGUAGAUAUCAAGCGGCGGGGGACAAAGUGGAAGGUGAAACCUCUGGUAGGAAAAAAGGAAUGGGGCGGUACAGAGACAUGGGCAUGGCAGCGAAGGAGGAUGCUGUGGCUUUUAUGAAUGAGGUAACUGAAGAUGUGGACUCUCUCAAGUCUGGCAAGACGUUCAAUUUGGUGCUUGAACGCUUAGUCACAUUCUCCACUGCCACUUCGAAGGAUUUGGCGGAUGCUCUGAUGAUCGCCAAGAAAUUUUCCUCUUUCGUCGACAAAGCUACGCUGAGAAAGUUAUCGGAUAGGCAGAAGAUAUUGCUUACAUCUGAGACGGCUGAAAUGGAGAAGGUGAAGCAAACGAUUGCUAAAAAGAUGCACACUGCCACAUCACCAACAGAAGAUAUUGCUGCUUUGGCGGAACAACGUCACAUUGAGCUAAUGCGUCUUCUCGACAAUGGAGGCGUGGAGGCUGCACUGACAGCUUGGGAAACUUGGUACCACGCACCUAGUGGUUCAAACGACCUCCUCCGAGUGCCUGAUCCCUCUAUCGACCUCCGGUGGAUGCGCCUGCUCACCACACGCGUCUAUAUCCUUGUGGUGGCUAAGAUGCUCUACAAGUCAACCCAACCGCCCAAGACAACCACGACAUCGAAAGAGGUUCUGGCGGAGGCUGUGAGCGCCUAUCAAGAAUUCCGCCUUAAACAGGAGGCACGUGUUCGGGACACUAGAACUCUAAUGGACGCCUUGGCUGCCUCAAACUGGGGCUCUAAAGUUCCUGACUUUUGGCACCUGUACAUGGAAUUUGAGGCGAAACUAGGCGACUGCUCACGACUGCCUUCGCUAAGGUGGCGGGCUGAGAAGUGUUUGGAGGAGAACCCACGGGUUAAAUUCUUCAAUGCUCUCGCUGCUGGUGGUCCAAAGGAGUUUUUGUAA
Messenger RNA from Hydatigera taeniaeformis, 1692 nucleotides. The record is from the annotation of a GenBank genome assembly. Lineage: Eukaryota; Metazoa; Platyhelminthes; Cestoda; Cyclophyllidea; Taeniidae.